This is a messenger RNA of Protopolystoma xenopodis, 306 nucleotides long. NCBI's taxonomy places the organism in Eukaryota, Metazoa, Platyhelminthes, Monogenea, Polystomatidea, Polystomatidae. The record is from the annotation of a GenBank genome assembly.
AUGCAUUCAUUUUCCGCGAUCCUUCGCGGAUUCUAUUCGUACGCCUUAGCUCGCGGCUUGCCGGUGCGCUUGUGCUUCUCUUCUCCUAUUCGAGUAUUUCGUCUCUUCACCGAAUUGUGUUCGGCCGGUACACUUGCAGAUCUGGCUCCACUUCGCCCUUCGGAGGGUCUAGUUCGCCAAUUCACACACGACCUCGUCCAAGCCCUGAUUUACCUCCAUGAGAGAGUAAGCCUAUUGCUAUUCUUUCCACAGAGCGUCACGGCGCAUGCUAUCUUAGGACAUGCUUUGUUUAUAGAUACAGUUUGA